AUGGGGAAGCUGCAGGUGUGUAUUUGUGCAGCCCGUAACUUGCAUGACAGCCAAGUCUUUGGCUUACCGGACCCCUACUGCCGAGUACGCAUGGGUGACCAUGGAUACAAGACGAAGGUCAUCAAUAACUCGCUGAAUCCCGUGUGGAACGAGACAUUUCGAUUUCAGGUUGCCGAUGAGUCGACAGCACAGUUGUGCGUUGAAUUGUGGAAUAAAAACAUCAUUUCCGACGAUCUCAUGGGGACAUAUAGUCUGUCGCUGGGUCACAUGACACGAGGCGUGGUGAACGACGAGUGGUACCUGCUGGGACACUCCAAAACAAAUUCGGAGCUGCACUUACGUGUCCUCGCGUGUGACUUUGGUAUUAACCCAUCGCCCAGUGAUGUGUGGAAGAUCACCACGGACAUUAACAAUGACCCGGCACUCGGUGCGGGGAAGAAACCCCCGUUGGCCGCCGCCCCUGUGACUAUUUCGAGUAACGUGAACAAUACGCCGAUUAAUCCGAACAUUGGCCCUGCUGUUGUUCCCGCCGCAGUUUUAAUGCAACCACAGUCAUUUCCGCAAGCACCUGGCUCUUUUCCACAGCAGCCUAUGUAUUUUUCACCGCCACCGGCCCCAGUUGGGUAUUACCCGCAACAACCAAUGUACUACCCACCACAGCCGCCAGGGAUGCAGCAGGAGCAACUGCACUCACAGUUUGAAGCCCCUUACACUGGCGUUCUGCCUUUACAGAUGGUUUCCAUGAUGAACCCAAAAGAUCACAACUUCCAUUAUUGA
This is a messenger RNA of Trypanosoma cruzi, 777 nucleotides long. RefSeq lists its product as uncharacterized. Bases 1 to 777 code for a protein of 258 amino acids. The record is from RefSeq and is a predicted model, not a curated record. Lineage: Eukaryota; Euglenozoa; Kinetoplastea; Trypanosomatida; Trypanosomatidae. The transcript has a single exon.